CCUGUGACCCGCUGAGCGCUGCCCAGUCAGUCAGUCAGUCCCAGUGUCGCUGUGAUCGCGGUCUCCGCAAACAUGUCCAUUUCCUGCUGUGUGGCACAGCUGGCCUGUUGCUGUGGAUCUGCUUCUUGUUCGCUAUGCUGUAGCUGCUGCCCAAUGAUCAAAACCUCUACAGGGACCAGGGUGAUGUACGCCCUCUACCACAUCCUAGGGACCAUUGUCUGCUGCCUCAUGCUAUCACCUACUGUGGCCGAAGGGUUGAAAGAACACAUCCCCUUCUACAGCGAUUUCUGUAAAACGAUCCAGGCUGGAGUUGACUGUGAAAGGCUGGUUGGAUAUGCCGCUGUUUACAAAGUCUGCUUUGGAAUGGCCUGUUUCUUCUUCAUCUUCUUUCUCCUGAUGCUCAAUGUGAAAACCAGCAAAAACUGCCGUGCUUACAUCCACAAUGGGUUCUGGUUUGUGAAGUUUGUAGUAUUGACAGCCAUGUGUGCAGGAGCUUUCUUCAUACCUGACCAGGACACCUUUCACAGGGCAUGGCUGUACAUUGGUGCUGGUGGAGCGUUCCUCUUCAUAAUCAUUCAGCUCAUUUUGCUGGUGGAAUUUGCACACAAAUGGAACAAAAAUUGGUGGGCUGGAACGGGACAGAAUAAAUGCUGGUUUGCUGCCUUGGCCCUGGUUACUCUCAGCCUGUAUUCGGUGGCUGUUUUUGCUCUUAUUCUAAUGGGGAUAUUUUACACCGAUCCUGAUGGAUGCAUGUUAAACAAGAUUGUCUUGGGUGUCAAUGGUGGGCUUUGUCUGAUCGUCUCCAUCUUGGCUAUUACACCCUGCGUUCAGAAACGUAAACCUAACUCCGGUCUCCUUCAGUCAGGAGUGAUCAGCUGUUACGUGAUGUAUCUUACCUACUCUGCACUGGCUAGUAAACCUGCAGAAUACAUUAUGAGAGAUGGAGUCAAUACCACAAUAUGCGUUCCUCAGAUCUUGGGUAAGGGUAUUCAAACGGAUGACAAGCUUGUUUCUGUGCUGGGAGCCAUUAUCAUGUACGGCUGUGUUCUGUACGCCUGUUUAAGCUCCACAACUCGCUCCAGCUCAGCAGCUCUGGGAGUAAGCAGAACCCCAAUCGUAAAACCAACGGAAGCUCGAUGCUGCUUCUGUUUCACUCCAGAUGAGGAAGGUAACUAUGAAGUGGACGGAGAUGAAAAGGGAACUCAGAAAGUGAUUCACAAUGAAAAGCAAGGCGUGGUGUACAGCUACGCUUUCUUCCACUUUGUCUUCUUCCUUGGCUCGUUGUAUGUGAUGAUGACCUUAACUAACUGGUUCAACUAUGACACCGCUGCAUUGGAAAAGCUUUUUGUUCGUGGGAACUGGUCCACCUUCUGGAUUAAGAUGGCCUCCUGCUGGAUAUGUAUUGUGUUGUUCGCCUGGACUCUUAUUGCCCCCAUGUGCUGCCCACAGCGCGAGUUUACGGCAUAAAAUUUCAACAUUCCUAAACUCUAGUUCCCCAUUACCCCUUCCUUGUGUUCAUUUUUCAUGAUGAGUACCUGCUCUGUUGCCCGAUGCCAUCGUUCAAACUGUCCAUCAAACUAUUUAGCUAUGGACCUUUUUUAAAUUAGUCACUGGUUCCCGUCGGCAGCAGUUUUAUACAUUUAAUUGCAUUUUGACAGGUUUUGAAAGUUGAUUAAGGUGAAAAUGUGCCUAGACAGUAACUGCAUGUUUGUUUGGGAGUCAGCCUGCCAUUGACUGGUAGCUCAGGAUGUCCCACAGACUUGUAGACUUCAAUGGUGUUCUGAAGGUCUAGUGUAUUAAGUAUAGGGAAGGGUGCAAAAACAUUGUCUGAAAGGUGGUAUCUGGAAGUUCACCUGGAUGAUGUUUGCGUAUCAGCUUGAAUCAAGGCCAUAAUAGUAAAGAUAAGGAAUGUGGCCUUUUUGUAAGGUUUGAUACAUAUUAAAUAUUGAAAUUCUCUUAUAUAGUGUACCAGAAUACAAUGUAUAUGAGCAGAAACAGUGUGAUCAUUGAUAUUUGUCAAGUAAACAAAUGGGUGUCAAAUAACUGGCUGGUGUUAGUUAUCUGAGAUUGAUCUCUUUGGAAAGUAAACUCCAUCCAAUUUAAGUACAUGCCACAAAGAUACAACCAAGUUGCUACUGGAUUCCCAAUUUUCAUCUGACCUAGUCCACAAAGAUAUAACUGGCUCUUUUGUAGGCAAGUUGGAUUCUAUAUAAUUUCCACUGUGAACCUGAUAUAAUGCCUAUUAGUGGGAUUCCCCAGUUUCUGGCCCUGUUAGACUGAAAAGGAAAACCGAGGGCUUGGGAUAUUGAAAUACAAUAAAACAGCAUUUUUAAAAAAAAUCCAGCAAAUAAAUGGGAUUCCUAUGUAUAUCUGACAGAUAAUGUAGUACAAAGUGGACUUUAGGCACCAUGGCCAAGCUUCAAACUUUAUGCAGUGUGUAUAAAUUAGGAGAAAGACGACUGGACAUAAUUAUUACAAACGAUCGACUUGAAGUUAAAUAGAAAUGACUAUUUGGAAUGCAUCCCUUUGUGCCUCGUCUUCCACGCUGGUUAAACAUCGGAAAAUCCCAGUGGGGGUUGGAAGCAUGUAAACCUUGGCAUCAAUUUCAGUACAUUUUAGUUUAAAAGCUUUCAAAACUGUCAGAUUUUUUUAAAAAAGCGCCAUGACAGUAGCAUCAAAACCAGACCAAGUCAGUAACUUUGGGUUGAAUAUGUUCUGAUUCUCUAUGCAACACAAACGGCAAGACAAACUAAUAGGGUCCUUUGACUAAGUGCGAUCCCUCAGGAAUAUGAUGGUAAUGUCUGAAGAAACUGAAAAUAAUUGACUGGAAUGUUUCAAUGCGGGUAUUGGUGUGUAUUUAUUUAAAGUGAAUUGGAAUUUGUAUUGGUAUUUGAUAUGAAGUAUUCUGGUACAUUUUUGGCAUCUGUAAAACAAUAUUCGUUAAAAAAAGCUGAGCUAAACAUGGUUCACAGAGCCCAACACACGGCUUUAAAUAAAAUCGGAGGAGCUACUGGAACAAGUGAAUUUAAGACAGCCGUUUGCCAAAUACAACUGAGAGAUUUGUGAGAUUCUUUCUGUUUUAACCAAAGCUCCAUUGGCACCGGAUCCUGCUUGCGUGUUCUUAAACUUAGAUGCAUUUGUUGCUUUGUAGCAUUAAUAGGUCAAAUACUGGAGAGUUUCUGGUGCCUGUCUUAAAUCUCUAGGUAACAAUACUGAUCCAAAUCAGUGUUGACAGCCUGUGUACUUUGAGCCUCCAGACUGUUGCAUUGUACGCAGAUUCCCUUUUAAUGAGCGUAGCUUUUUUAAGAUGACACUAAUGGGGGUGGGGAGAAGCUUCACUCGCUAGCACCUAUCUGUAUUCACAGGCUUUUCUCAAUGAACCAGAAUGAGUAUUUGAUGUGAAGGAAUAUAAAGGCAGUCAGAUUUUCAGUACAUUUUAGUUUGAAAGCUUUCAAAAUGAUCAGAUUGCAAAAAAAAGUGGAAACAUUCAGAGCAGAUUGUCGCACUUUUACCCGGGCUUUGAGUAAAGGAGGAAUCUGAGGAGAGUAGAUUUUCCUGUUGUAAAGUAGUGUGUCAGUCAGUCAGUCAGUCCAUGUACACAAUUUCUCAGAAACCUCCUUGUGAAAAAAAUCGCAGUUCAUCCAGUGGGAAUGAUGUGCUAACUCUUAUGAGAACAAUUCACAGCUGAAUGCAAAGGUAAAAUUAUGGAUUUUCUCCUGAAUAUCGUGGUGCAUGAACAUUUCUCUCUAAAUGACGAAAGGUCUUAAACCAGCAACAACACAAAGCUUUGUCUCUUCAUUUCUCUGCGGCCUUCAUUACUCUUAUUCCUGUUUUUCAAUGGUGACGAGUUUUUUUUUGAGUGGCUUUUUGCUUGACUACUGCAAGGGAAAUUUAAGUGAGAGAUAAGCAGUGAAUAAUUUGGAGUGAUAAACAAGUUUACCCCCAAAUAAAAGAAUCCUCGAGGAUGGUCACUAAAGUCUAUUGCUUCAUCUCAAAAUGGAUAUAGCGUUUAAAAAGGAAUAUCAUUUUUUGGUCUAUUCAAGAUGUUUUUUUAAAGACGCUGAAACUAUUGAUCCAGUAGAAACUGCAGUGUUAACACAAUAUCCCAUUCAAUAGUGUACAGUAAUAUCACAAUGUCCAAAUUAACUGAUAAUUUUCUUCAAUUUUGGAGAAACCCUUACCAAUGGGAGGUUUAAUUCAUUAUUUAAACACCAUGAAAUGUGCCUAACCUGCACUUUUUGUGAAAGGUUUUGUGUCCUACAAAUCUAGGGGUUACUUACACAGGAACAUGCUGUUUAAAGAAUUUCUUCCUGCAGAUGAGAUGCUGGAGUAGAGCUGUUCUGAUAGUUCAGGCAAAUGUGAAAGGUUCUAUUGGACCAAUACUCCGCUCUUAUCUAAAUUCAUUGGUUAUUUGUCUCAUUGCUGUCAGUGGGACAUUGCUGCCACAUAUGCCAUGCAGGUUAGCCAGCACUUCUUUUUUUAAGCAAGAAGUAACUCGCUGUUUCAUCUUGAGAUAUUUCAGUGUGAUGAGGUGCUGUAUGAAAUGCAAGUAUUAUUAAAAUGGGCCCUGAAUAAAAUGGGGUGUGUUUGUAUAUUCCAGGUACGAGGAGAUUGUUUGGAAAGACUGUCACUCAAUGCUGUUGUUUAUGAGGUGAAAAUACUGGGGGGAAAAGUAAACCCGCCUAUGUAAGAUUACCUAGGUGUGGUCAUUUUACUUCAACUUGAUGAAUAAAUGCACACUUUAGAUCUCACCCCCCUUUGCCUUCUCCCAUUGGAUGCCCAUGUUGUAGCUGAGAUGUAUGGUGCACAUGCAGUCGGGAUAUCACCCCAGCUCUGUGUUCAUUCCCAUACUGGUGCUAAUGAGGAGACCAGCCUGUCUAAUGCAGGGUCACAAGUCAUUUCACAAACUACUCUUUGUUUUGCUGCCCUCCUGGUGGCUAUCUCCUCACCUCAGACUUCACAUGGGAAUUCACCUCAUUUUGAUAACUUUUACAUGCAGGGCUCGUGACAUUCUGUUUUUAAGAUGACACUAGUUUUACACAUGGACUGUGGUCUGAUGCUGUAGCGCCUAUAAUUUUUGCCCAACUAAGGGAAAAAUCUGGGUCUUUUGUGUCCAAGUUUAUUUAAUAAAGGGCAAUUGUAUGCAGUAUUUUUAUAACACUCUCGCACCAGUUCUUUUGUACCUUGCUCUUCUCCUUCUGCAAGAAUAUAUUGUACUACUACAGGAAUCCUAUAUUAAAAAAGUUUUACGGCACCUUUUUUAAAAAAAAAGUAGUUUAAUUUAUGUGUUUUGAGUGUUUUAUCGUUAGGAAUUCAAGUCUUCCUUAAAAUUGCCUGAACUAAUUUAUGGUGGAAACUUUAUUCCAUUUCUGGAUUGCAGGUGAUUUUUUUAUAUAAUGUACUACAACCUAUUCUGUCAUCUGAUUUUCUCUCUCCCCUCGUACCUUAAGUUGAAGUAAACUCCACAAAAUGUUAACUGGAUAAAUGUUAUAAUUGUUUCAAAACACCAGUCUUUUCAUAUACUGUAUCUCCUAUAUUGGCUAUUGCUAAUCAGACACAGUAAAAUUCCACUUGAACUAUUCUGAUGUAAAAUUGUUUUUUAUAUAUAUUAUAUAUAUAACUACAUCUUCCAGUAUAAUGUUGCUUUACUGGCUCAUUCUAACUGAUGGACCUGCAUUGUUUGUAUUAAAAAAAAGUUCAAUAAAUUGACAUUCAUUUUUUGAACCUCA
This is a messenger RNA of Callorhinchus milii (elephant shark), 5729 nucleotides long. RefSeq names its product serine incorporator 5 (gene serinc5). The transcript has 12 exons. Bases 73 to 1467 code for a protein of 464 amino acids. The record is from RefSeq and is a predicted model, not a curated record. Lineage: Eukaryota; Metazoa; Chordata; Chondrichthyes; Chimaeriformes; Callorhinchidae. Gene Ontology annotation, cellular component: membrane.